CACCUUGCUCACACAGCUGGUGGCGAGGCAGGGAGCUGCAUAUAAAGGGUGUCAAGACGAGGUUGCGUCACAUUUACAAGCUUGACUUGUGUUGAUACAGUGAAUUUCUGUGACUGGUAAAUUUUACGAAGUGUUAUUAUGGAGUUGCCUCAUCUUGGCACCCACUGUGCUGAAUCAACCUGUAAUAAACUAGAUUUCCUGCCCUUCACAUGUAAUUUAUGCCAAAAAGAAUUUUGUGUUGAUCACCAUAAGUACACCGCUCACAACUGCACUGAAAGCUACAGGGCAGAUGCACAGGUUCCCAUCUGCCCAUUAUGUGACCAGCCAGUUCCCAGCAAAAGAGGAGAGCCCCCCGAUUUAGCAGUGAAUGAACAUAUGGAAAAUAAUUGCAAGAAUAAGAAAAAAAAAAUCUACACAAACAAGUGCUCUGCAGAUGGUUGUAAGACUAAGGAAAUGAUACCAGUUUUGUGUGAAUCCUGCAGACAAAACUAUUGUUUGCGACAUAGACAUCCAUCAGAUCAUGAUUGCAAAGGCCCAACAUCUGCCAAAGAACAAGCAUUAAUGGCUGCUCUUGCAAGAUCUAAAACUAGUAAGAGCAGCAGCAGCAGUAACAACAAUAGCAGGAGCCAGAGUAGUAGCAGCAGCAGUGGCAGUAACCAGCAAAGUGCAAGAAGAGUUUUAUCACCUGCCUUCAAUCCUGUUCAACCUACUGGUCAUGUACGUUCAGAACAUGCAGCUAAAGUAUCAACAUUACAAGGAAGCAUGUCUGAGGAAGAGGCAUUGUCAAGAGCAAUGGCUGCUUCUAUGCUAGAGGUGAAUGGAGAACAAACAUCAUGCCAUACUGAUGGUGGUAACCUGGAACAAGAUGAAGAUUCCUUGCUGGCCCGCACCAUUGCUGCUAGCUUGGAGGAGAAUCACCGAAUGAAUAAUAGGGAACAGCGGAACAGUACUAGCAAUAGCUGCAGUGUUUGUUAAUGCAAUAAAAUAUUUGAGGAUGUACAAAGCUGGCUAAAGAAAAUAGAACAUUGUUAAUGAGCAUGUUUGCUAAAAUGAUAAUUUGUAACUCUGGGACUAUACUUUUCAAUUAAAGGAGCACUUUUAAUGCAUUUUCUUUUUAUAGAAUAAGCACAGAAUUGUUGAUUCAUAUUUUGCAUUUAGGAAAUCAUAAUAUGGAAAUUAUUUUGACGGAAGGCAAGAAUCAUAUGAGAGAUACCACAAAGUGUCUUGCAAGGCUGGGUUAUAUCUUAUCUGGUGAAAAUAAUGUAAGGUGCUAUCAUAUACAAAAGUUUUAUAUACUAACAUCUAUGUAAAAAUAAAGUUACUGCCAUAUUUAUAAGAUAUUCUAUAUGCUAACCAUCCCUGUAUACUAAAAAAAGCAUUUACAAAUAAAUACACAAAUAGA
Messenger RNA from Portunus trituberculatus (swimming crab), 1402 nucleotides. RefSeq names its product AN1-type zinc finger protein 2A-like. Gene Ontology annotation, cellular component: cytoplasm; endoplasmic reticulum. Lineage: Eukaryota; Metazoa; Arthropoda; Malacostraca; Decapoda; Portunidae. The record is from RefSeq and is a predicted model, not a curated record. The transcript is spliced from 6 exons. Gene Ontology annotation, biological process: proteasome-mediated ubiquitin-dependent protein catabolic process; protein targeting to ER. Bases 139 to 975 code for a protein of 278 amino acids. Gene Ontology annotation, molecular function: zinc ion binding.